Messenger RNA from Solanum dulcamara, 826 nucleotides. RefSeq names its product ribulose bisphosphate carboxylase small subunit, chloroplastic 2. The record is from RefSeq and is a predicted model, not a curated record. The coding region runs from base 96 to 641 and encodes 181 amino acids. The transcript has 4 exons. NCBI's taxonomy places the organism in Eukaryota, Viridiplantae, Streptophyta, Magnoliopsida, Solanales, Solanaceae.
AUAUAAAGGGUAGUGGGCAACAAAGUAUUCAUAUUAAAGAAAAAAAGUGAGAACAACAACAAGAAGAAGAGAUUCUUCUAAUUAGCUAUAUCAAUAUGGCUUCCUCUGUUAUUUCCUCUGCAGCCGUUGCUACACGCACCAAUGUUGCACAAGCUAGCAGCAUGAUUGCACCUUUCACUGGCCUCAAAUCUGCUGCCUCUUUCCCUGUCUCAAAGAAGCAAAACCUUGACAUCACUUCCAUUGCUAGCAAUGGUGGAAGAGUUAGGUGCAUGCAGGUGUGGCCACCAAUUAACAAGAAGAAGUACGAGACACUCUCAUACCUUCCUGAUUUGACAGAUGAACAAUUGCUCAAGGAAAUUGAAUACCUACUUAGAUCUGGAUGGGUUCCUUGCCUUGAAUUCGAGCUUGAGCACGGAUUUAUCUACCGUGAGCACCACAAGUCACCAGGAUACUAUGAUGGCAGGUAUUGGACCAUGUGGAAGUUGCCCAUGUAUGGGUGCACUGAUGCCACCCAAGUGUUGAAUGAGGUCAGAGAGUGCAAGAAGGAAUACCCACAAGCAUGGGUUAGAAUCAUUGGAUUCGACAACGUGCGUCAAGUGCAGUGCAUCAGUUUCCUUGCCGACAAGCCAGAAGGAUACUAAGUUUCAUAUUAGGAACAAAAUUGUCUUUAGGGGCACUUUGUUUUUAAAUGGUACUUAGCAUUUCUUAUUUUGUUGUUUUCCUAAUUCCAGCAAUCUGUUUAUGUUUUCCUUAAUUGUACUAUUCUGUGUAUCAUUUGAAUUUAUGAGGACCUAAUAAUAUGAUGAUUUGGUGCUUUGUUUGUAAA